Molecule: messenger RNA, 621 nt
Organism: Dentiscutata erythropus
Lineage: Eukaryota; Fungi; Glomeromycota; Glomeromycetes; Diversisporales; Gigasporaceae
Source: the annotation of a GenBank genome assembly
AUGGUUAUAGACUAUGUCUCCGCUACUACAGCUACCUAUGGAACUACAUCUUUACAUGGUUAUGGACUAUGUCUCUGCUGUUGGCUACAGCUAUUCAUGGAACUACGUCUUUGCAUGGUUAUGGACUACGUCUCCGCUCUUGAGUCUAAAAAGAAGGGGCAUAUCGAUAACUUUUGGUUGAAGUCUUUACUUGGGCUGAAGCGCAAUCUUACGGAAAAUGACAAGAUAAACACCAAAAACAUAUUUGUAUCUUGUGAUUUAGAUGGAAUACAAAUAGGCAAUAAUAAAGCUCUAAAUGAAUUUCAACUGUUAUCGAAAAGAGUCAAGAAUGAUAAACCUGAACAACAACAAACUUCAGAAACUAGUGGAAAGACGGAAUCAAAAUUACCAUCAAACUCUGAAAUCUCUUCUUCUAGCGAAGAGCUUGAUGAGAUUGAGGAUAAGAACGAAAAGGUUGAAUUCGAUAUCAAUAUCAUCAUGAAUCAACUGGAAAUGCAACCCACGGUUAAGCUUCAACAACCCAUUAUCCCACUAUCAAUCUCAAGUGCUCUGCUAGAAGCAUCAAAGAAGCACGUUGUUGGUGAAGACAGUUACAUACAUCCUGAGAGAUCUGAACUAUGA